AAACACAAGUUACCCUACAUGUCGCACUUGAGAGGUGAGUGGGUCCUUUGUUUGGGAGUAAGCUGCCUGAAACAAAUAAGCAGGCUGGGUGCUAAUCUCACAGAAUAUGCAAAGCUGCAGAGAGGUUGGAUAAAGACAAGGAGCGGUUUCAGCUGGGUCCUUAGAGGAAGUUACACACACUGGACCAUAACAAGUGUACAUGACAGGAAAGCUAUUAUGAGGCGACUGCCGGUGAGAGCAGUAUAACAUGGCUCAAUAGCAGCAGGGAAGAGGCGGACAGAUGGAGGACUGUCCAUGAUUCCACCCGGAAAAACACGCUGGAUUGAGCAAGUGACGCGAAUAAAUCCAUCGAAAUAUCCGUAAAAGUUCGACAAUAUAGAAGAAAGAUUAAACAUACCGGAAGAGUCAACUUUUUGGGGGUUUUCCUCACUGGGAGUAAAUCUACUCGAGUCACCUGUUGGAGCGGUCACAAGUCCAGAAAAACUGCAGUGAAGCCAUGGAUACAACCGGCCCUCCAAAAGGCUGUGGCACCAAUAUCGGCUUUAUAUUCUACAACCUUUGUGACCUGACCACAGUGUGGGGGGUAGUUGUGGAGGCCCUAGCUGCUGCUGGAGUUGUGACCUCCUUUGUACUCUUCAUCAUCCUCAUGUCCAGCUUACCAUUUGUGACAAACAAGAAGAGGAAGGCAAUGGUGGCCCUGCAAGGAGGCAUUCUGGUCUGUACCUUGGGACUCUUUGGACUCACUUUUGCCUUCAUUGUGGGUCGAUACUCCGCCGGCUGUGCUGCACGGAGGUUUCUCUUCGGAGUUUUGUUCUCAGGCUGUCUGUCCUGCCUGAUGAUGCACGGAUUGUGGCUGGCUCUGCUGCAGAGAGGCCGGGGGCCCAAAUGCUGGAUGUUCUGCCUGGGCGCGCUCGGUCUGUGGCUGGUGGAAGUGAUCAUCAACACUGAGUGGCUUAUCACCACUGUAGUCAGGAGUCCAGCUGGAGUUGAAGCUGUCCCUGAGCUGUCCUGCAGCUUUGCUAACCUGGACUUUGUGAUGGCUCUGAUCUAUGUCAUGGUCCUUCUGGUCGCUGUGGUGGUGAUGCCGGUGUUCACACUGAUACACCAGCAGAAGCAGUGGCGUCGAGAUGGAGCUUUCAUCCUGGUCACUGGGCUCUUCACCCUAGCCAUCUGGGUGACUUGGAUUGUCAUGUUCCUCUAUGGAAAUCAAGCAGUUGGAAGUCCCAGCUGGGAUGAUCCGACUAUGGCUGUAGCUUUGGUGUCAAAUGCCUGGGUGUUCCUCUUCUUCUAUACCAUCCCAGAAAUCAGCUUACUGACCAAGGAGGACUUCGACCAGGAGCCACUAGACGAUGGAGAUCAUGUUUAUCCCACCAGGAGCUUGGUUUAUGACAACAUCCUGAAGGAUCCAGAAACACGCCCACACAACAUGUACAUAGAAAAUAAAGCCUUCUCUAUGGAUGAGCCUACAGUCUCCAUAAGGCCAGAGUCCCCAUACGGUUCUUACAAUGGUCAGCUGCGAAGUUGUGUGUACCAGCCUACCGAAAUAGCACUGAUGGCCAAGGGUCUAACAAGGAUGGACCAAGAGGUGAUCAUCCCAAGAGCCAGAGCCCCGUCUUUGAAUCCUGGGAGUGUCAGCUCCCUGGCUCGUUCACACAUGUCCUUACCUUCUUAAGGACUGUCACAUGCAGGCAGUGUUUCAAGAGUUACAAACACUUAAAGCCAUGAGAUUAAGCUCCACCAGGGUUUUGUUGUACCCUCAGAGUUCCUAGUAUGUUUGUGUACAUAGCCUUAAUUAUUCUCACAUGGAAAUUUCUACUCUCCCAAACAACGUUUCCUUCCUUCAGUCGACUAUAAACCAGCUUUGCUCACUUGUAGAAUCAGCUUUAUUCGCCAAGUAUGCUUGAACACACAAGGAAUUUGACUUUUGUAGCUUCACUCAUUGGGUUUUAAGAAAGGACAGCAAAUCUAGAGAAAGAACUUCAUGUAUGUAUCGCUAUGGUAAAGAAAUUACUCCACUUUCUGGCUUGGUGAAAGACCUAGAACUGUUGUAUCUUGGCCUUUCAUGUGCCUACAAAAUCAAAUCACUGGUUGAAACAAUUAAUAAAAUCUAUUGGUGGAAACUUACCGUCUUUAUGUGAGACUAGUGGACAUGGGUUUGGCACAGAAUUUUUAAUUUGACUGUUUCAUCGUUGUUUAUUUUGGGUUUGUUUUGAACAAGUGUUGAAAGAUGUCAUCAGUUCUUAGAAAGAUAAUUUGUCAGCUGAUUUAAAUGUUUUAAUUUGUUUGCAGGAAAGCAUACUGUUAAAUCACUCUGCCAUUUAGACUUCCACUGAAAGCCGUACAAGUCUGUAGUGUGUGGGAUUUAUAGAAAUGUAAUUUUAUGUUAAGUUGUAAAAUUCUAAGUUAUUAAACCUGUAAAGGGUCCUGAAAUGUGAGGCUAUUAGAUCUUCAGGUUGCAACAGGAAAGGCCGAUAAGGGGUAAUGAGAGAAACAGUGUCACAGGUAUUGUUGGCUGCCCAGGGGGGAUUUGCAUAUUGGUGGAUAGUCUUUAACAGUAAACAUACUGUUGUGUACAGGGUUUCAGUAUGGAAGAAAGCACAGCACAUCAUCAGGUGGCUAUGAGAGGGAUGUAAAACUAACCCUGUUGAAUAUUACAGACAUUGAAAGAAUUUUAAAUCGAUUCCAAACUUUCCAAAAGACUGACAAUAUUGGUGAAGUGGAGAAUGCGCCUGCUGCUGCUUUGAUUUAUGAAGAAGAGUUCUUCCUUUCCUCCACAGGAACAAUUAUUCACAAAUAAUUUGUCACACACACAUGCUCACACUUUCAGAGCUUCUGAGUGAGCUGCGGCUGCCUAGCAGCAGGCUGAGUAGGCUCUCUCAAUCACUCCCACCAUCCUGUACUGUCAGCAGCCAGGGGAGGAAAUUGCUCACAAACUGGAAAUCAGACUGAUUAGAAAUGUACAACAGAACAUGUGUGAAA
Notolabrus celidotus (New Zealand spotty) is the source of this 2979-nucleotide messenger RNA. RefSeq names its product G-protein coupled receptor family C group 5 member C-like. Gene Ontology annotation, molecular function: G protein-coupled receptor activity; protein kinase activator activity. The record is from RefSeq and is a predicted model, not a curated record. Gene Ontology annotation, cellular component: signaling receptor complex; intracellular membrane-bounded organelle; plasma membrane. Lineage: Eukaryota; Metazoa; Chordata; Actinopteri; Labriformes; Labridae. The transcript has 4 exons. Gene Ontology annotation, biological process: G protein-coupled receptor signaling pathway. The coding region runs from base 497 to 1672 and encodes 391 amino acids.